This is a messenger RNA of Procambarus clarkii (red swamp crayfish), 1501 nucleotides long. Its product is annotated as lactosylceramide 4-alpha-galactosyltransferase. Gene Ontology annotation, biological process: glycosphingolipid biosynthetic process. NCBI's taxonomy places the organism in Eukaryota, Metazoa, Arthropoda, Malacostraca, Decapoda, Cambaridae. The record is from RefSeq and is a predicted model, not a curated record. Gene Ontology annotation, molecular function: hexosyltransferase activity.
UGCUAUAUAUUUCUUGCAGAAACCUCGUUGAAAAUUACUGAUCUAGGAAUUAGCCCUCUGGUUCACUUGAGCCGCAGAGCAUUGUCCCCUCCGGAUUUUUUUCACUCGAUUCUCGAGUGGAGAUAACAAGUGUAUUCGAGUGGAGUAACCCACAGGGGGGGCCAGCGUCAAAACCUGGAAGGCGGGUGUGGUGGGCGUUGCUGUGGGCGUGGCAUGGGCGUGUGCAGCAUGGUGCGGGUGCGGGUGUGCUCGCGGGCGGUGGUGGGCGGCAGUCUGGCCGCCCUGGUGCUUCUCCUGCUGGUGAUCCAGAUCCUGAUUGACGGCAGGACUUACCUGAGUCUUCCAGCGGUGGUGGUCGACUACGAAGACUACUUCGCUCCAGACGCAGUGAUGGGCGUGGAGGGCGGGGAGGGCGAGGGUGGGUGGCGGGCGGCGGCCUGCACCCUACAGGCCAACACCACCACCCCGCCCUUCCCCGUCAGGCUGCCCAAUUUCACAGCUUCUUCCAGCGACAAGAACAUCUUCUUUCUGGAGACAAUGUGUUCGUCGGCCCUUAAUGCUAAGAUGGCGUGUGCAGUAGAGAGCGCAGCAGUCCACCACCCCGACCACCAGGUCCACCUAGCCCUCACGUCCACCCACGUAGGGGGCACAGAUGCCAUCAUCCACGCCCUCGCCUCCUACAGCAACAUCCACAUCUCCAGGCUGGAUGUUGACACCAUCAUGGAGGGUACAGGACGACUCGGCAAGUGGCUCCGAGGGAUGGAGUGGACAAAGAGCGACUGGCCUGGAAUCAAUUUGUCGGAUGCGCUACGUCUUGGUGUGGUGUGCUCUGUGGGAGGCAUUUACCUUGACUUGGACGUGUGGACAAUGGCACCCUUGCCUUCCGGCGAGUCAUGGGUUGGAAGUGAACGCUUGGACUACCUCACCAACAGUGCCUUCAAACUCCCUAAGGAUCACUGGCUGUGUGAAGAGGCCAUCAGGGAGCUGACGGAACACUUUCGGGGCAAUGUUUGGGCCUAUAACGGUCCAGGAGUCUUCCAGAGGGUGGUGAGGAAGGCUUGCAACAUCCAGAACAUUGCUGACAUUCACAAGUGCAAGGAUCUCGUAAUAUUGGCUCCCUCCACCUUCUACCCGAUCUACUGGAGUCAAUGGGAAGAGUUCUUCGUAUCUGGUGGUGGCAGUUCUAAGACUUGGCCUCAAAAUACUGUUGCAAUCCACCUUUGGAACAAGCUCAGUAAGGGGGCACCCCUGCACCCCGGAGAUGGCUCGAUCGUUGACAAAACCUCACAGAAGAACUGCCCAAAAAUAUUCAACACCGUCACACAGAUCAAGAAGUUCAGAGAUAACUUGCAAACAAAAAAGAUGCACAAUAUAUCUUCAAAACACAAUCAUGUAGCAUGAGAAAAGCAACCUUCUCCAGUUAUUAUGUUUAUAGCACAAAGUUACUAAGAGAAUGCUGUGUCCACAAUACCAGAGUAUAAAAUAUACUUGUUCAAUAAAA